This is a messenger RNA of Symbiodinium sp. CCMP2456, 588 nucleotides long. Lineage: Eukaryota; Dinophyceae; Suessiales; Symbiodiniaceae. The record is from the annotation of a GenBank genome assembly.
AUGUUCGAGUCGAAGGCAGCGAGCAAUCCUUGCUCUCCACAGCACUCCUGGAACAUCUGCAUCUACAGCGACGAAGUAAGUCCCGGGAACCGAAUAAAGCCGCACAAUUACCGCAAAUUACAGACAUUUUAUUGGACGAUCAAGGAAAUCGGCCAUCAGGCAAUCAGCAACGAGGACGGCUGGUGGCUUUUGACCACCAGCCGUAGCAGCACCGUCAGCAUGCUGAAGGAUGCACUGUCGCAGGUGGCAAAGCAUGCCUUUCUAUCUUUUUUCCAGCCGGUUUGCGACUUCAGCAUGGGUCUGCUCAUGCCGUUGGGGGCAAACAGCAAGUUCGUUCUCGUGGCCAAGCUGGGUCUGGUCAUAGCUGACGAAGCAGCUCUCAAGCAAAUGUGUGAAAACAAAGGGGCAAGUGGAAAAGUUCCUUGCCUCUUCUGCCGCAACAUCGUCUUGAAGAGGUGGGCCCUUGAGAGAAUGGACGAGAACCUGACAGUGCACACGUGCACGGACCCGUCUCGCUUCAUGCUGCAGACGAAGGAGACCCUCUUCCAGACAAUUGACUACCUGGCAGCGGAGUCGGCGACUCAAUAA